Myzus persicae (green peach aphid) is the source of this 3938-nucleotide messenger RNA. RefSeq names its product sepiapterin reductase-like. The record is from RefSeq and is a predicted model, not a curated record. The transcript has 4 exons. NCBI's taxonomy places the organism in Eukaryota, Metazoa, Arthropoda, Insecta, Hemiptera, Aphididae. Gene Ontology annotation, molecular function: sepiapterin reductase (NADP+) activity. Bases 2976 to 3755 code for a protein of 259 amino acids. Gene Ontology annotation, biological process: tetrahydrobiopterin biosynthetic process.
UAAUCACAAUAAUAUAAAAUGUAACUACUUAGUAAAAUUAUAGACUGACAGACCUAACAAAUUAAAAUUGAAUGCAUCCAUUGUAGUGGCCAGUGAGACUUCUAGACACUUAAUGUACAUCAGGGUGUUACGCACUCUUUUUACUUACGGAAAUACACACGUAAUUUUACGGCAUAUGGCACUAUAUAUCCCCGCUGUAGGUGGAUUGCUAAGUUUUGUAUCGUCUUACACUGGGGACAACAGAUUUGCCAGACACUCAAACACGGCUUUCAGAUUUACGCUUUUCCACUUUCGUGAAAUCACAAGACUUGUAAGAACAUAUUUUUAAAUAUAGUUGUAUUAUAUUGAUUAAUUUUUAAAUUUCUGUGGUAGGCAUGUUUGAAUUAAUCCUUUAGGAAUGUGUUCAUUGCUCGAGAAAACUAGCUACGAAAAAAUCUCAGUUUUCCCUGAUGAUUUUGAGAAAUUUGGGAAAUUAUUUACUUUUGAAUUUUGACUCACCAAUGUACCAACUAGAUUCACUUUACUACUAGAAAAGAUGCUCAAGUAGAAAAUCUAAGCAUUUUUACCAAAAGAUGGCAACGGACAGUAAAAAAUGUGCGCUUCAUUGUAUAAUCAUUACAUUCAUCGUUCCGCUCACAAUCUAAAAUAUGGGGUGUAAUAAUGAUAGAUCGCUUCCACGUACUACGCCUUAAUUAUUUGACCGCAAAAUAUCUAUCAAUUAUCAAAUAGUAAAUAAUAAUAAAGAUGUACUGAUAAAAUAUACUAUAUUUGAUACCCUGGUGUGUAAAAUAGUGAUGUUUCACAUGUGUAAUUUCCAUCGCCGGAAUUGAGGCAUUAGUUGGCUGCAUCACUACAAUUAAAGAUAUUCUGGUUACACAACCAGUAAGAAAAAAAUAGCCCUCCCCGAUUAGUCGUGACGCGGGAAAAGGUAUUUGGCAUGAGCAAAUACGAUUUAAGAAUAUGCAUACAGGUUUCAUAUAGCCCUAUAAUAAACGGCUUUCAAAUUGACUCACAAAGUUAAUAUGCAAAAUCAUCAUAUGUCAACCAUAGGACAAUAUAUUCUGUCAACAUUUAUAACUAAUUAAGACACCUAUAUAAUAUCUAUAAUUGGUCCAGUACUAGUGUUUACUGUUCCCGCUUGGAGCGCUACACCUUAUUUCUAGGCUACCUAGUAAUAGCUUUUUGGCCCUUUUGUCAGAUUUUGUACCGAUGAGCAACCAGUACAUUUUUACUAGGUAUAUCUUAAAUCUUUUCAUGGGCAUAAGGUAUCUUAGCCCGUGCCUUUAAUCGUGCGUAGAUCUAAACUUAGCUCUCCUGAUAGAAAAAGGGUUCAAACAGCUUACGAAGUUAUUUUGCCGGAUUCAUUUUUAAAAAGUUCCGACAACGCCGUCGAUACCAUAAGUCACGGAUACCUAGUUAUAAUAAUUUUCCCCUGAAGCUUUAAAUAUUAGUUCUGCAUGCAUUUGGGAACAUAAACCAGGUUUGGCACGAAAAACCACAGCCCGAAAAUCCCGGGCUGCUUUUCUGAAUAAAAUAGAAAUUCACUCUAAUUUGUUUUGACUUGUGGACUGUGGUUAUUAUUUAAAUGUGUUUUAACUAUUAACACCAUCAAUAAAUAUAGGUUCAAACGCCACAAGGCUUUACGACCACUGCCAAGGAUUGGUAGCACGAUUUAUAAAUGGACAGUUAAAUGAAAAUAUAACAACUAACAACAAAAGUACCUACAAAACAAAAAGCUUAAUAACAUCAAUAACAAUACUAACAAUUCACGAUCGGUUAUUGGGAAAAGGUGGAGAUGUCAAUAUUUAAUACAUAUUAUGAUAUAGGUUUCGGCGGGGCCGGUAUAGAGAUAUAAAUAAAAUAAUAAAAAACAGUGCAGCGAAUACAUGAAAGAAAUUCUUAUUUUUGUGGCUACGUUUUUUUAUGAAAAACACUAUAAAACCUCCCAUUAUUACUUUUACAAUAAAGCCAAAUAGGUUUUUGGAUUUUUUUUUUUUGUUUUAUUUGAAAAAACUAGAUAAAACCCAAUGCGGUUGGGUUUGAAGCCCGGGUUUUUGCCAACCCUGCAGGCUUGUGUGAAACAUAACGGAAGGGGCCAAAAAUUCAUGUUAUUUUAUACAUCAGUUGUAUGCCUAGUAUAUUAUGAAUUUAUAAAGCUCCGCUUUUAUUUUUUUACUUAGCUUCGCGCUGGAUUUAAUAAUUGUGAUUGGCACGUGUCAUUUCAUGGCCACCUUAUCAGAAACCAAAGGGGAACCGGUAUACCUGCAAUCGUUGUCUUAACUUAACUGAUUAUGAACAAGUGACCUAACAAGCUGCAGGUCAAAUAUGAUUCAAACUACUCCAUCCGACUCUACCAUCGGUAACCCCACUCUCGGCGAUUUGCUGGCGGAGUUGGUUAUUGUAAAAUACAAAUAAGUGUUAUCUAUGUGUAUUGUAAUCAUUGCAUCAGAUUACAAUAUAAACUGAUCAUUUGAUAUUGAUACCAUCAACGAGCAUAUUAAACUGAAAAGGCUGAAGAACAGAAGAACAGUCUAAUUGUACAAAACAUAUAAAUAGAUGACCGAUUUGCCCGAAAAAGUCGUUCAGCGUACGCAGCGAUCCCAAUGACUGAUUUCUGAACUACACUAUACUUAUUAUAACAAUACUGUUUUUAUUCCUACUUUUUUUUUUUUAACCUAUGGUGUUUGAACAACUAGAGGUUUCGGGAACAGACUUCUCUACUAAACGAUCUGACCCAAAUGUAUUCGUACUGAGUCGAUUGGCUGUGGAGCAAAAUGCCGCCAAAUUGUCGAUGUAUUAUUUUAAGGUCAAAAGUCAUGCAUAGAAUAUUUGGUGGGUUCAGAUAAUAUUGUAGUGUCUGAAAACAAGCAGGUAGUCACUUAACCUUCAGGUCUUUUUACUUGAAUCAAUACAGAACAGCCUUUGUCUACGGACUACAACUGAAACCCAACGACUAAUUGAACAAAAUACUCAAGAUGAAUGAGUUUUGGAGCCGUCGUACUUGCGUCAUUCUGACUGGCGCUAGCAGAGGAAUAGGACAGUGUUUGGCUGUAGAAAUUGGUAAAGUGUUGGUCCCAGAGUCAACCAUUGUUCUCAUGGCUAGAGAUACAAAUGGUCUGGAAAAAACCAAAGAAAUGGUGAACAAAGAAAAUAGUGACAUUUUGGUAGAGUAUUAUAGCAUGGAUUUAUCUAAUUUCAACGUAACAAUGUUUGAAAAAAUGUUUGAAUCUAUCGAUUCGACGAAGUUCGAAUUAUUUUUAUUAAUUCAUAAUGCUGGGUCAGUUGGUAAUCUGGAUCAUCUUGCAGCUGACAUGAAUGAUCCCGACGAAUGGAACAAAUAUAUGUUGUUGAAUUUAUAUUCAGUAACUUGUUUAACAAGUGUAUUUUUAUCCAAGUUCAAUUCAGAUACAGCUGAAAGAUGUAUUGUCAAUAUUACUUCAUUAUUUGGGAUUGAACCAUUUAAAUCAGUUGGAUAUUAUUCUGUUGGGAAAGCUAGUAGAGAAAUGUACUUCAGAGUAUUGGCUGUAGAAAAUCCUACAUUGAACAUUCUUAGCUAUUCCCCUGGACCUGUGUUGACCGAGAUGUAUACAAAUAUUAGUUUGAAUUCAAAAGACGAAUCAGUACGCGAACAACUUACGAGUCGACAGAACCAACGAUAUAUUGUGAAAGUAGAAGACGGUUGUCAAAAACUUGUGAACAUAUUAGCUAUGAGAAGUUAUAAAAAUGGCGGUAGAGUUGAUUAUCAUGAUAAAUAAUUGUAUUCUUCAAAAAGCUGGUGUUUAGUUAAUUUUAUUAUAUGUAUAGUUUAUUGAUUGUAAAAUGCUGAAGGAAGAGAAUUCCAUUAUUAUACAUUAGUAUACACAAUAUAGUAUUAAAUAUUUAUAGUUUAGUUUUUUACACUGAUAAAAUAAAAGCAUUCUUUUUUAUGUUUGAGGCAA